CGGGUGACGCAGGGCGGGCCGCGCCGCGCUCCGUGCGCCUCUGGGGCCUGAGGCGGCCGUUGUUCACGUUCCCUUCAGGGCGCCCGUAGGCCGCGGCCCGCGCCGGGGGGGGGGGCCCCCCCAUGUGAGAGGCGGCCGUCGAGGGGGGCGGCUGGGCGCACCGCGACCCGCCAGUGCCACGGGAGAAAAUGACAUCGCGGAGAUGGUUUCAUCCAAAUAUUACUGGGGUGGAGGCAGAAAACCUGCUGUUAACAAGAGGAGUGGAUGGCAGUUUUUUGGCACGGCCUAGCAAAAGUAACCCAGGAGACUUUACGCUCUCUGUUAGACGGACUGGAGCUGUCACCCACAUCAAGAUCCAGAACACAGGAGACUACUAUGACCUCUAUGGAGGAGAGAAGUUUGCUACAUUGGCUGAGUUAGUCCAGUAUUAUAUGGAACAUCAUGGACAGCUCAAGGAAAAGAAUGGAGAUGUUAUAGAGUUGAAAUAUCCACUGAACUGUGCUGAUCCUACAUCUGAAAGGUGGUUUCAUGGGCAUCUCUCCGGAAGAGAAGCUGAAAAACUGUUAACAGAAAAAGGAAAACAUGGAAGCUUUCUUGUGCGUGAGAGUCAGAGCCACCCUGGGGACUUUGUUCUUUCUGUCCGGACAGGAGAUGAUAAAGGAGAGAGUAACGAUGGGAAAUCUAAAGUGACACAUGUCAUGAUUCACUGCCAGGAUCUAAAAUAUGAUGUUGGUGGAGGGGAGAAAUUUGACUCUCUGACAGAUCUAGUGGAACAUUACAAGAAGAACCCUAUGGUAGAAACUUUGGGCACAGUAUUGCAACUCAAGCAGCCUCUGAAUACUACCCGUAUUAAUGCUGCAGAGAUUGAAAGCAGAGUGCGAGAGCUAAGCAAGCUAGCAGAGACUACAGAUAAAGUCAAGCAGGGCUUCUGGGAAGAAUUUGAGACUUUACAGCAGCAAGAAUGCAAACUCCUCUAUAGCCGUAAAGAAGGCCAGCGUCAAGAAAACAAAAACAAAAAUAGAUACAAAAACAUUUUACCCUUUGAUCAUACCAGAGUUGUUCUACAUGAUGGUGAUCCAAAUGAACCUGUUUCAGACUAUAUCAAUGCUAAUAUUAUUAUGCCUGAGUUUGAAACCAAGUGCAACAACUCAAAGCCAAAAAAAAGCUACAUCGCUACUCAAGGUUGCCUACAGAAUACAGUGAAUGAUUUUUGGAGGAUGGUGUUCCAGGAGAAUUCUCGAGUUAUUGUUAUGACAACAAAAGAAGUUGAAAGAGGAAAGAGUAAGUGUGUCAAGUACUGGCCUGAUGAAUAUUCCCUAAAGGAGUAUGGUGUUAUGCGUGUUAGGAAUGUCAAGGAGAGUGCAGCACACGAUUACACACUAAGAGAACUUAAGCUUUCUAAAGUUGGGCAAGGGAACACAGAGAGAACAGUCUGGCAAUAUCACUUCAGAACUUGGCCUGAUCAUGGAGUCCCAAGUGACCCUGGUGGCGUACUAGACUUUCUAGAGGAGGUGCACCAUAAGCAGGAGAGCAUUUCUGAUGCGGGACCAGUUGUGGUCCACUGCAGUGCUGGGAUUGGGCGAACAGGAACUUUCAUUGUGAUUGAUAUUCUUAUUGACAUAAUCAGAGAAAAAGGUGUGGACUGUGAUAUUGAUGUUCCAAAGACCAUUCAGAUGGUGAGGUCACAACGGUCAGGAAUGGUUCAGACAGAAGCACAGUACAGAUUUAUUUACAUGGCAGUACAGCACUACAUUGAAACGCUACAGCGCAGAAUUGAAGAGGAGCAGAAGAGUAAGAGAAAAGGUCACGAAUACACAAACAUUAAAUAUUCUUUAUCGGACCAGACAAGUGGGGAUCAGAGCCCUCUUCCACCCUGUACCCCAACCCCAACAUGUCCAGAAAUGAGAGAAGAUAGUGCUAGAGUAUAUGAAAAUGUGGGGCUGAUGCAACAGCAGAAAAGUUUCAGAUGAGAAGAUGUACAGAGACUUCCAUGCAAAGGCAGAAAUGAAUAUGGUUUUUAAGAAGGUCAAGAAAGAGAUGGAAGAAGCUUCACAUGAAUGGUGAACCCUGAGGGCUUGGUACCUUUUUAUUUACGGUUUUAAUCCUUCAACAGUAGGCAAAACUUAAGACCAUCUAAAGAUUGUUUAUAUCUCUUCUCUCCAAUACCUGAUUUACAAUUGCUCAUUUUCCAAAUAAAAGGAAAUCCUUUCUACAGUGUAGACAACUACUUUGUAGAGUCAGUUUUGAAUCCCGCAAACUGUUGGACUGUCAUCCAUUUGUUUUUUAAAUAGUAUUUUUGUUUCACAGUAUGCCUAUUAGUUGGGGUUUUUUCCUUAUUUGAGCAGUUGUGGAAUUUUGGGGGGGUGGGGGGCGGGGGGUGGUGGGAGAGCAAUGAUGUGGAUAAAUCCGUUACGCUAAUGUAAAAUACUGAUGGGAACAAUACUUGAUUGUUUGAAAACAGUGGAUCACCAGCAUGAAUGGAAUCAGCUACAUGAUAAAAUUAGUCCUGAUACAUUUCAAACUCAGACUGAGUUUCAUAGGGGUGAGCAGUUAUUGAUAUGAAGGUGCUUUUUGUGAUAACUGAUGGCUUUGAUUACGACUUAGCUGAGUGGCUGGAUAGGCUAUUUUUGAGUGAUUAUGCAAGGUAGCCUUUACUUCAAACAAGAUUUCUUUUACAUGAUCUCUACCCAAAAUAGAAAUUUACUGUAUCUCUCAAUAGGCACUGUGGCCUAGCUGUUUGUGAGGACACUGUCUGUGUUAAUUUGUCUGUGUUCGUCUAUUAAGCAAGAGAUUGAACUUGUAGAGUUAAGGUAUUUUAAAAAGUUGCAUGAUGACACCUUGACAGCAUAUUAAAAGCAGUGAAACAAGUAACCCACUGUGCAGGCUGUUACCUUAGUAUAAGGUAACCCUCUUCCCCUUCUGUUGGGGAGGUGGAAGCUGUUGAGCCUUCUCGUUUUUUAGUAAGGCCUUAUGCUAGUGUAAGUAGCUAAAUUAAAGUUGUGUGGGGAAAGCAGCGCGUGGAAGCUAGCUAUCCACUAAAAUUGCCUUAGUUGAAGAGGGCGGCACGGGCAGCAAGGCCAGCAGGCUUGUUCUGGUUCGUUUCAUCAGGCAGGAGUUUAUUACCAUUCUACCUGAAGUGCCUUUCAGAGCUGCAUUGAAUUUGCUGUCCCUAUUCUAUUAAAAAAAUUACAUCCACCUGAAACCACUUCUGAUUGUUGUGAAUGAGACAAAGUCCUCUUCUAGAGACUCUAGAACGAAGAACUGCUGUUAAGCUGCCAGUUAAUUGGGUUUCUUCACUUUGUUUGCUCUGUCCAAUUAUCUGGACCAGAUGCUCCCCUUGAAGCCGUUAGCAGCUGCUUGUGUGCAUUAAUGGCAGAAUCGGUCCCUAGGAGUGGGUACCUGUGGUGUCUUAGCAAUGUCUUUCCCCGUGUUUCUGGGGAAGUUCUGUGACUUAAGUGGUGUUAAGGAAUUAUUGCCAUUUUCAUACAGCAGGUGCAGAUGGUGAACGCUGCAUUAAAUUGCUGUAUGCAAGGGUGCAGGGCCAAUGGAAUUGUGUUAUUGGCCUUACUAGUGAAAUUAUGCUAAAGCCUGGAAUGUAAUUAAUGCAGCUUUGUGAAAGGUUAAGUGGGAGAUUACAUUACCUUUUCCUGAGAGUGCUUUGCAAAAUCAAAUAUUUGAACACUUUGUACUGAAUGAAGGUGCUGCUUUAAUGUUAAGCAGACUUUUGUUACUUUGCCUAUUGUCCUUUUUGUCUUUUGAGGCUUUGGGUUUUUUUGGGAACUCCUGUCACCAGCAUACCAUAAUACAUGUUUUAAUGUCAUAGCCUUACACUCUAGUCAUAAAUACUUGUGCCCUUUCUAGACCUAAAAUUUCUAGUCAUGAUGAGAGAGAAAUCUAUUUGUUUGGUAGCAAGAUACCUAUUCUGCAUCGCCUGCUUCCUCUCCUGUCCCUAUUUACAGCUUCAUCCUGCUGAACAGGGAUCAGUUAUAAGUGUUGGUAUUUGUAUAGAGCAAUUGAUGGCAAUUAAAUAUUUGUCUAAAACUUUGCACAAAGUUAGACAAAUUCUACACUUCAUAUGUUAUAGCAAGGUGGAAUGCGUGUUCAGGUUUGGAGCUAUUCUGCACCAAACUGAAAAGUCAGGGGAAAAGUCAAGAGAAAUGAGAGAAGGAUCCUGAAUGAAUCUGAACUCUGUUAUGAACUCAGUUAAUGUGAUGUGUCUUAAAAGAUUGACCUGUAUAAGCAGCAAUCAGUUACAUGGCCAACAUGAAGUUGCCUCUUAUGACCUCAUUUUAGCUGUUUAGAACAUGCCGCUGUAGGAUUUUUUUUUUUUUUUUUUCCCUUCGGAACCAGGGAAUUCUUACUGCAGAAUGUGUAUUAAUCCUGGGGAGCAUAUGGUGGUGGAAUGUCAAUGAGGGGGGAACAGAAUCUGAAAGAUUGUGAAUAAAUACUCCUCCCUUAACAGAAGUGCUAGGCCCUGCUGAAUACCAAAGGGGAGACCUUGCAAAAUAAAAUCUGUCUGCCUUUCAAGCACCGGCAAGAGAGGGAUGAUUCUUAAAGCAUUUUUUAAAUUAUUUUAAACAAUGGCUGGGGUUUAUGACAGAUGAAGCAAGAAAGAGAAAUGUCCUUUGGUUCAGGGGAGAUAAGUGAAUGUGGGUUUCAUGUAUUUCUAGUGAGUUUUUAGAGAAUAAAUUUAAAGCAUUGGUUUACAAGCUUUUGCUAUAUCUGUGGAAUGGAAAAGGGAUGUAGUUCUGAAGUGUUCUGUUGUAGAAGACUUUAUACCACAAGGGAAACUUUAACCCAACUCCUAAGGCACAAUAAUUUAUGCCAGCAUGAAUUUGCUGCAGACUUCAUUUACUGAAUGUUUUAUAGCAUACACUUUAGUUUCAGCUAACUGUUGUUAGGACUGAUUGGUUCUAUUAAUCCUGACCAAACUUUACUUUUUCCUCUUAAGGUUUGUGUUUGAAACAUGAUUAACUAGGAUACGGCUAACGAAAUUAUAAAACCUGUUUCCUUUUUUUGUUGUAGGGAUGAGAAAAAUCACAGCUGGUACUAGGAUGUGUUGUCAGGUUUUGAUUUUCUACCCAUAACUUCAUUAUUUCAAAUUAAUUUUUAAUUUCUCCCUUUUAAAUAGUGAAACGUAAUUAAUAAUUUCAAGCCUGUUUAUUUAUGACAUUAUUGUGAUUUUUUUUUUUUUAUUACAGUACUAAAGACUAAUGAAAAAGCAUCCUCUUAUUAGGUGGAGUAGACCUUGCAUUUAUUUUUUUCCUGCAAUGUAUGAAGUAUUGUACGAGAGUAUUAAAUGAAAUGUAAUAUUUUAUUGAAAAAUUUCUAUCCUUUAAAAGGAAUACAUUUAGGAUGUCAUCAAUUUGAUGUGAAUCAUGUAAAUGUUGAUAAUGCGCUGUUUAUUAUACAUCUAGUGUUUCAAAAGACUCACUUAUUGCCUUUUGCCCACAUACAUUCUGUAGACCAUUUACAAUUGUCAAAAUGUGACAUUAAAAUAAUAGUUCAUGUAUAGAAA
Molecule: messenger RNA, 5518 nt
Organism: Harpia harpyja (harpy eagle)
Lineage: Eukaryota; Metazoa; Chordata; Aves; Accipitriformes; Accipitridae
Gene: PTPN11
Product: protein tyrosine phosphatase non-receptor type 11
Exons: 16
Coding region: 189-1970 (593 amino acids)
Biological process (GO): protein dephosphorylation
Molecular function (GO): protein tyrosine phosphatase activity
Source: RefSeq, a predicted model, not a curated record